Cutaneotrichosporon oleaginosum is the source of this 2229-nucleotide messenger RNA. RefSeq lists its product as uncharacterized. Gene Ontology annotation, cellular component: nucleus. Gene Ontology annotation, biological process: positive regulation of transcription by RNA polymerase II. NCBI's taxonomy places the organism in Eukaryota, Fungi, Basidiomycota, Tremellomycetes, Trichosporonales, Trichosporonaceae. Gene Ontology annotation, molecular function: DNA-binding transcription factor activity, RNA polymerase II-specific; zinc ion binding; transcription cis-regulatory region binding. The record is from RefSeq and is a predicted model, not a curated record.
GUGGUCUCUCUUCAUCUCUUUCAUCUCUUUCAUCUCUUUCAUCUCUUUCAUCGUUCUCAUCCUCUUCAUCUUCAUCCUCCUCCUCUCUGUCUCUUGUCUUUUCCCUCCCCCUUGACAUCACUCCAUCACUUCCCCCCACACCACCACCCACCAUGUCAACCAGCCCCGAACUCUCCAUGGAUCCCUUCCUCGCUCUCUUCGCAGGCGACCCAACAACAAACUCCACAACAACAACCACAACAACCAUCGCAGACCUCACUCCAUCCACAGCAAGCGCUUCUCCUCCAGAACCAGGAGGUCAACGAUCUCGCUCAGGCUGCUUCACUUGCCGUCGUCGCAAAGUCAAGUGUGACGAGUCGAGACCCAUCUGCGAAAAGUGCCAGAUCGGACAGCGCGAGUGCACCUGGCCACCCGAUGACCCAGUCCAGCGUCGCAAGAAUCGUCCGCGCAAGCCCCGCACUCACACCGUCUCGGAGCCUCCCAAGCGUCGAUUCAAGCUCCCAUUCCAUGCACCCGAGACCUUUGUAUCCUCCCUCCAGACUUCAAUCGUCUCGGUCAAGGGCAAGGAACGCGAGGUGGAGCUCAUCCCCGACAGCCUUCGUGCUGAGAUGAUGAUGGACCCAUCAUUCCUCCAGCCCUAUUUUCCCUCUGUAGACGAGCGCCUCGUUAUCCGCCACUAUUUGUCCCGCACCGUGCACAUUAUCCUUGCUUUCGAGGCGCCCCACAAUCCUUGGAAUCCAUGGCUUACCGUGCACGCGCCUCUAGCCUUUACACAUUUACCAGGGGUAUCCCCGGCGGCGGACGCCCUUCGGACAGCCAUGCUCGCAGUAGGAGCCGUGCAUUUGCGCUACGUCUCCAAUCCAGACGACCAGGAGGGUGCUUGGCGUAUCACCCGCGCUACACGCCCUCGCGUUCUCGAGCUUGUGCGCUGUGCUCUCGAAGGCCCCGACGGUACACCAAAGAGCAUUGACAAGACCGAAGUCGAGCUGGUCCUUGCCGCCCUGCUGAGCUGCAUCAUUGCAAGCUCACUCGCUGCCGACGAAGCAUGGCACUCGCUCAUCACACAAGUCCUAUCCUUGAUCAGCCGCAUGGGUGGAGCUCAGGCACUGCUUGUCGACUCGCCGCGCGACCACCUGUCACCAUCGCGUUUCGUGUUUGAGCAGCUCGCGAUCCGUGACGUUUUCGGGUGCAUGACGACCGAGCUGGCACCUUCGAUAUUGCGUGAUGCCUUCACGCCGUGGUUCUUUGAGGCCGAGAGCUGGAGCACCAACGAGAACGAGUGGGAGUCGAUCGAGCGCAUGUUCGGCAUGAGCCGCGGCAUGGUCGACCUCAUCGCCCGCGCGUGCACCCUCGUCUCGCGUGUUCGCGAGAAGGGCUACCUCCUCACAGAACAUCACUCGGCUGAGCCGCACGUCUCGUCCCUGCUUCUCCGCCUACCACCGCGUGCCACCGCUCGCCUGCCUCAGAACGGCAGCAUGGCCGAAAUUCAGUCCGGCGGCACCCUCACAACGGCCACGACUCCCGGUGGCACUGUUACGCUCACGAACGCUCCCACUGCCACCCUUACAGAGAAGCAGGAACUCGAGGAGCAGGCCAACGGCCUCCUGGCCGAGCUCAAGGUGUGGGACAAUGCCUGCAACUUUACACCCUUCCACCCGCGAACCCAGUAUGGCAACAUUGCGUACCGCCACGCGACCAAGAUACGCCUGCACCGUGUCGUCUUUGGCGUGUCCUCAACCGACCCACGCAUCGUGAGCGCAUCACGCGCCAUCAUAGAGCUCGCCAAGGAAAUGCUCGCCAUGUACGGUCGCAUCGUUUGGCUCACGUGGCCCCUCGUCAUCGCGGGCUUCCACAUCCCCAAGGGCGACCCGAUGCGCCAGUCGGCCGUGGAACUCUUGUCCGAGUUUGGCCCUCACGCUUGCUUUGACAACCGCGCAGCAAGCCAUAUGAUGGAGACGUUCUGGCGCUAUCACGACAAUGACCCGGAGGAUCUGACGCCAUGGGAGGUCGCGCAGCGCAUGAACUCGCGCCCAUUCCUCGACUGAGCAGCGCGCGCGCCAUCAAACCACCACCCAAAACGCCACUGUUUGGCACCCAUGAAUCAUCAACCCUAAGUUAUUAGUAAAAGUCUAGUUUGUACACGAGGCUCUUAAGAGCAGGGUAGGAAUCGGAAGAGACUGUGGAAACGUUGUAUCAGAAGGAAUGCAAAUACGCCCAAUACGCCAAGUG